Molecule: messenger RNA, 234 nt
Organism: Penicillium manginii
Lineage: Eukaryota; Fungi; Ascomycota; Eurotiomycetes; Eurotiales; Aspergillaceae
Exons: 2
Coding region: 1-234 (77 amino acids)
Source: RefSeq, a predicted model, not a curated record
AUGUGUCGUAACUACACAUCCAAGUCAGAUGCUGCCCGCAUUCAAUCUAGCCAGGCAAAGUCUGGGGGUGAUAUGUCCUCCGGCGGAUUCGCAGCUCGCGCACAAAGUGCUGGUGAUCGAAACGUGAAGUCGGAGUCCGCAUCUUUUAUCAGCUACUCGAGCGAACAGUCCUUCAAGGGCCAGGGAACACCCGCCAGCAGCAAAAGCCCUACAUCGGGUAGUGAGAAGAAAUAG